UAGUAGUUUAUUCUUCAUUUUCUGAGAGCCUCAGUGCCUUUGCUUCACUUCUCACCAGCAGAUCUGAUUUGAAUAAGGACCAGAGAUCUUUGCGGAUUGUAUUGAAUCAAAUAUUUUUGCGUGAACACCCAGCAAUCCUAUGCGUAACUGCAUCCACACUAUCAUUAUCCCUUCUAUCAACACGGAUGUCCAGCUUCAGGGAGAGGAUAUGUAUCAGGGCAUAAUGACAACCAACCACGGACCCGCUUCCUAUGAGGCCGGAUUUCUCCACAACGCCUCGGCGGGAACCUCUCCGGUUUAUGUGCCCACCACCCGGGUCGUCACCCCCAUGAUUCCGGCGCUGCCUUACCUCCAGACGCCCGGCGCGUCGCAGCAGAGCAGCCCCGUGUCGAGCCAUUCUGCCUGGGCGCAGCCGGGCGCCGACUCUGUGCCCUCGUACAAUCACUCCCCGGUGUCUCCGCGCUUCGCCUUCUCCACCAGCCCGCCUCUGUCCUCCGGGGUGGCAACGGCCCGAGAGACGGCCGCUUCUUACAACAGUCCGCUAAACAUUUCUGCCAACGGGAGGGAGCACUACGGGGCCCGGAGCCUUGGCGGGUCGUAUCACAGUCCUUACCCGGCCUACAUGAGCCCCAACGUGGGUGGAACGUGGUCGGCGUCCCCCUUUGAUAGCCCGGUCCUCCACGGUCUCCAAACCGGCGCUCACCCUGGCGCAACACGGCACCCAAACAUAGACCUGUUUGAUGACUUUGCUGAGGGGCGAGAGUGUGUGAACUGUGGGGCGAUGUCAACCCCCCUCUGGAGGCGGGAUGGUACCGGCCACUACCUGUGUAACGCCUGCGGACUGUACCACAAGAUGAACGGCAUCAACAGACCUCUUAUCAAACCUCAAAGACGGCUGUCUGCCUCGAGGAGGGUGGGCCUCUCCUGCACCAACUGUCACACCACCACCACCACCCUGUGGCGACGAAACGCAGAGGGAGAACCAGUCUGCAAUGCCUGUGGCCUCUACAUGAAACUCCAUGGGGUACCACGACCCCUGGCUAUGAAGAAAGAGGGGAUCCAGACCCGCAAACGCAAACCCAAGAAUCUCAACAAGUCCCAAUCUGGGACCCCUGGCAGUGAGGGGACUCCAGUCACACCGAGCAGCACUCCCCGUGCCUCCACCGCUUCGGAGGAGCCUCGCCAGAUAAAGACAGAGCCGGACACUCACAGCUUGUACACACACCACAGCGCACAUGCACAGAUUUCAGCCCUGCCAGCCUACAUGGCAGCUCAAAGUGGGGCCAUUCCUCUCAAGAUGUCCCCUGGGGGCCACGGCGGGUCUUCUGGCUCCAAACCUGAGCCCUGGAACAACCUAAUCCUGGCCUAGAAGAUCUGCAACCCGGCAUCUCAAACCAAGCUAUCUACAUAGAUUAAACUCUCCACAGAGACGAGGGUCUGCAGACAGCAGACUGCCGCUCUGGAUGCAGACGUUCCCACAGCCUGCACACCUCUCAGUGCCUUCAGUAUAGCGCUCUGGGACAAAUACGUGGGUGCCACAAAAGACAUGGAGAUCUUAAACAGAACUGCACAGAUGCUGCAUGUUCAAUCACAGCAACCGAGGACUGAAUGGAGUUUGUGUUAGACAAUCAUGAAAGAGCAGCACUGUGAUUAGACACACUACAACUCCUGAUAUGGAAACUACGCUCUCACCUUUUCUACCAGCGGAGAGGCAUUAAGUGUUUGAUAAAUACUGUAACAUAAACCAGUGACACAUAACAGUAAUGGUCAGACUUUUUGUCCCUGAGUUAUUUUUAUUUCAGUGUAUUUGUCUUCAGUUUCAUAUUAUUAUAGACAAUUUACCAUAAAAUGAAAUGAAAUCAUUAAACAUGUAAAGAACCACACCUUAAUGUCAAAAGUUGUACCAUGGAGGAGUUGUAGCAAGUGUAGUUAAAGGGUUUCUUCACAUAAUAAGAAAAACUAUAUACUUUAACACUCACAAGUAGUAUUUACUUGUAGAUAUGCCACCACAAUGCAAUGGAGGGAAAUGGCAUUUUGUUUGUGGUGCUGAAAGUUUUUUCAAAAAGCUCUUUCCAGAACAAAUGUGUUGGUUAGGUAACAUCCACAAACCUCAGUGUGGUCAGUUUUCAGUAUUUUGUAUGUUCGGUAAAUGAUUAAACUUUUCAGAGGUAGUGAGGUCUGUGGAUUAUCCUAUAAAGCACUUUGCUAUUGAGUUUUUCAAAGGGUUUAAAUUAAUUGAGCACCACAAACAAACAUCCAGUCAUUAUAGUUUUAGUAGGGUGGCUCAGUCUCAGCAGCAAUGUCUCAAAACUUAACGUAAGGACAGGAAAACUAUCUUGGUAUAGUCGCUUAUUUGCAAUGAGUGUAAUAUCACACUGCAUCUAAUUCUAAUCUAAUCUAAUUCUACAAAGACAAUCUGAUUGGGAGCGUUCCUAAUAAACUUACUGUAACGAGAAUUGCUCAAGACAUCCAUCACUCCUCAACACCAGUGAUAAACAUGAUCUCCUUCUCAGUGCAAUAGAAACAGCUCCCUGGUGGCAUGUUGUUUCUGGAUCUGUUGCCUGAAUUGUGUACUUUUGUCCGUUUGAUUGAAAGUGUUAAAAAAAAAAAAGAAGAAAACAUGUCAGUGUUGACACCUCUAUGGAAAAAUAAUGUUUGAUAAACUACCUAUGCAGCAAGUAAGUUGGACAUGAUGAAUGUGGAUGGAGGUGAUAGCAAGCAGCUCCCUCUGCUGACAGAAGCGCAAAUGUGUGCACCCAUAAGAAAACUUUUUUUUUCUUUAAUGCUUGAGGGCCUUUCAAAAAAAGAAUCCUGUUAGUAUUUAUUAUUGACAGCACAACUCCAAACCACACAUUUAUCACCUUUCAGCUGAAGGUUGUUUAAUAAACUUUAUGAAGCAAUGCUUUAAUUUACUUGUGACAAGCAACAUGUGUAAAUGUGGGAUAUCGCCACGUGUAAUUAUUACCAAAAUAACAAAUAUAUGAGCAUAUAUGUAAAAAUCCACUCUAGUAUAAUUGUAAUACACCAUUUGUGAUAUAUUGUGAGUAAAGACACAGUGAGAGAUGGGCAUUUCUCAGUGUGCGCUAACACUACCUGAUGCCCUUUCCCCUGUGUGCAACUGUAGCUCUACUGAGGAAACUAAUAAAGACAAAA
Morone saxatilis (striped sea-bass) is the source of this 3153-nucleotide messenger RNA. RefSeq names its product GATA binding protein 4 (gene gata4). Gene Ontology annotation, biological process: positive regulation of transcription by RNA polymerase II; negative regulation of transcription by RNA polymerase II; cell fate commitment. Lineage: Eukaryota; Metazoa; Chordata; Actinopteri; Moronidae. The transcript has 6 exons. Gene Ontology annotation, cellular component: nucleus. The record is from RefSeq and is a predicted model, not a curated record. Bases 140 to 1369 code for a protein of 409 amino acids. Gene Ontology annotation, molecular function: DNA-binding transcription factor activity, RNA polymerase II-specific; RNA polymerase II cis-regulatory region sequence-specific DNA binding; zinc ion binding.